Aegilops tauschii subsp. strangulata is the source of this 1914-nucleotide messenger RNA. RefSeq lists its product as uncharacterized. Gene Ontology annotation, cellular component: endoplasmic reticulum tubular network. Lineage: Eukaryota; Viridiplantae; Streptophyta; Magnoliopsida; Poales; Poaceae. Gene Ontology annotation, biological process: endoplasmic reticulum tubular network organization. The record is from RefSeq and is a predicted model, not a curated record.
CAGUACGACUUCGUUCCAUUGCUUCUGUGGUCGGACGCGUGCGUUCCAUCGUCCUCAUUUCUCUCCUCCCCCCACCACCCCCACCUGGACGCCGAAUCACCAAAAAGUAGUGCUGGGAGUUCUCUCGAGAGCCAGCAAGGAGGCAGCGCGGAGGCCAGGCCACCGUCGCGUGGCGUCCCACCACCACCACCACCCCAUCGGAUCCCGCGGCGCGCAGAUCCGCCAGCCCCGGCAAUGGCUUCCACGCCGGCGGACGGAGCAGGCGAGCCGGUGGAGGCCAAGGGCAAGGGGAAGGAGGAGGGGGAGAAGAAGAAGGCGGGGGGAGGGGUGCUGGGGAGGAUGUGGCGCGGCCUCUUCGGCGGCCGCGAGGACUACGAGAAGCGCCUGCAGUACCUGUCCAAGGAGGAGGCCGCCGUCCACGCGCGGAUGCGCCGCCGGACCCAGUUCUCCCGCCGCACCGUCCGCAACAUCAUCGUCCUCUCCGUCAUCGCCGAGGCUGUGGCUGUUGGUUAUGCUAUCAUGAUGACAAGAGACGAAGAUCUCACUUGGCAAAUGAGGGCAAUUCGAGUGCUGCCUAUGUUUGUUUUGCCUGCCAUAUCGUCUGUGGUAUAUUCAGCAGUUGUAAACUUCACGAGGAUGCUUGAACGGAAAGAUGAGAAGACACUUGAAAAGUUGAGAGCUGAAAGGAAAGCCAAGAUUGAUGAACUGAAAGAACGGACGAAUUAUUACCUUACCCAACAACUUAUCCAGAAAUAUGAUCUUGAUCCAGCUGCAAAAGCUGCUGCAGCUUCGGUUUUGGCAUCUAAGCUGGGGGCGGAUUCUGGCUUAAGAGUACAUCUUGGGGAAGAACCAAAUUAUGAUGCAGCAGUGGUUAUGAGCAACAAUGCUGAGAUAUUGCCAUCAGAUGGGCUGAGAAACAGGAAGCAGCCCAAUGCAAGAGGCAGCAGGACUGGUAGCACUACAGCUGCUCAUACUUCGGCACAAGGUGUUGAAUCCAGCCCAGCUCUUAAUGCUGGCCUGGAAAACGUACAGCCUACAAGGGUUGUAGAACAUUAUCAAGGUUCUGGGGCAAGUGAUGGUGGAUGGAUUGCAAAAAUCGCUGCCUUACUUGUUGGGGAGGACCCAUCACAGUCGUACGCUUUGAUCUGUGGCAAUUGCCAUAUGCAUAAUGGCUUGGCCCGGAAGGAAGAUUACCCACACAUUACAUACUAUUGCCCACAUUGUCAUGCUCUAAACACAUCAAAGAACUCGAUGGGGCAAUACUCAGGCUCCAACUCAGGCCCAUCGACCCCAGUUGCUCCUGCUGAUGUGAUAUCUGCUACCAGCUCAGUAGUAGAGAGUGAAUUGAUUAAUAUGGCUACAGUGCAGGAGUUGCCAAAGGAAGAACACGCAGAGAAGGAAGUGGAGGCAAGUUGAAGCGGGUCCGUACUAUUACUGUUGAUCUUUGUGAGAUUAGUUCAUAUCGCCGUGUUUGAACUGGUUUGAGCCGCAGAUGUAGCACUGUUGUAAAAUUGGAAAUAGGUGACCUAUAUGAUCCACAGCAAAACCAGUACAAUAAUUGUUUAGCCAGUUUGUCAUGGACACUUGAGAGGACGAAUUUUGUUGGCAAUGGGGACUGCCGGAGUGGAGAAUGGCAACGUGCUGCCUGGCAAGUCGAGGUUGGAAAGCUAUGAGGUGGAGGCGAACAGGUGAGAUCAGUCGGGUGACGUUGCAACAUGGCGGUGGUGUAAAAACAUAGAUAUGAUCGAUGCUUCUAUUUUACCCAUAUUUGUGUGGCAGUUGCUCCGUUGGAGGUGCGGAAGUUUUGACAGUGUUUGGAAAUUUACGGUCACAGCUUCUUUUUGUAAUCUUGAUAGCAUUAUGUUUUGCUGACUGAUGUCUCGUAUCCUUGGAGCGAUGAUGCUCCAACUUGUA